Molecule: messenger RNA, 3111 nt
Organism: Balaenoptera ricei (Rice's whale)
Lineage: Eukaryota; Metazoa; Chordata; Mammalia; Artiodactyla; Balaenopteridae
Gene: SOX7
Product: SRY-box transcription factor 7
Exons: 2
Coding region: 178-1350 (390 amino acids)
Biological process (GO): regulation of DNA-templated transcription; cell differentiation; anatomical structure morphogenesis
Molecular function (GO): DNA-binding transcription factor activity, RNA polymerase II-specific; RNA polymerase II cis-regulatory region sequence-specific DNA binding
Source: RefSeq, a predicted model, not a curated record
GUCGAGAAGGAGGGAGGGGCCGCGCCGCCUUCGAGAGUCAUUGGAGGACGCGGCCGCCCGAAGCUGAUAAAUAAGGGGCCGGGCGGCGGCUGCCGGCCAAGCUGGACGCCCCGAGCGGUGCGAGGGCCAGGUCAGCGCCGGCCCGUCGACGCGAAGCGAGGCGACCCCCGCGCGGCCAUGGCCUCGCUGCUGGGAGCUUACCCGUGGCCCGAGGGGCUCGAGUGCCCGGCCCUGGAAGCCGAGCUGUCGGACGGGCUGUCGCCGCCGGCCGCCCCCCGCCCGCCGGGGGACAAGGGCUCGGAGAGCCGUAUCCGGCGGCCCAUGAACGCCUUCAUGGUGUGGGCCAAGGACGAGAGGAAACGUCUGGCGGUGCAGAACCCGGACCUGCACAACGCGGAGCUCAGCAAGAUGCUGGGAAAGUCGUGGAAGGCGCUGACGCUGUCCCAGAAGAGGCCCUACGUGGACGAGGCCGAGCGGCUGCGCCUGCAGCACAUGCAGGACUAUCCCAACUACAAGUACCGGCCGCGCAGGAAGAAGCAGGCCAAGCGCCUGUGCAAGCGCGUGGACCCCGGCUUCCUGCUCAGCUCGCUCUCCCGCGACCAGAACGCCCUGCCCGAGAAGCGGGGCGGCGGCCGGGGGGCGCCGGGGGAGAAGGAGGACAGGGGUGAGUACUCCCCGGGCUCCGCGCUGCCCGGCCUGCGGGGCUGCUUCCACGAGGGUCCGGCCGGCGGCGGCGGCGGCGGCGGCGGCACCCCGGGCAGCGUGGACGCCUAUCCCUACGGGCUGCCCACCCCGCCGGAGAUGUCGCCCCUGGACGUGCUGGAGCCGGAGCAGAGCUUCUUCUCCUCCCCCUGCCAGGAGGAGCAUGCGCACUCCCGCCGCAUCCCCCACCUGCCCGGGCCCCCCUACUCUCCGGAGUACGCCCCCAGCCCUCUCCACUGCGGCCAUCCCCUGGGCUCCCUGGCCCUCGGCCAGUCCUCGGGCGUCUCUAUGAUGCCCACCGUGCCCGGCUGCCCCCCGUCUCCUGCCUAUUACUCCCCAGCCGCCUACCCUCCUGUCCACUCCAACCUCCACGCCCACCUGGGCCAGCUCUCCCCGCCUCCCGAGCACCCCGGCUUCGACGCCCUGGAUCAGCUGAGCCAGGUGGAACUCCUGGGGGACAUGGAUCGCAAUGAGUUCGACCAGUACUUGAACACUCCUGGCCACCCAGACUCUGCCGCCGGGGCCGGGGCCCUCAGCGGGCAGGGCCCGGUCUCGCAGGUGCCGCCGACGGGCCCCACGGAGACCAGCCUCAUCUCCGUGCUGGCUGAUGCCACGGCCACGUAUUACAACAGCUACAGCGUGUCAUAGAGCCCGGGGCAGCCCGGCCGGCCCGGCCUGGUCGCAGCCUCUCCUUCCCGCGCGGAGCGGAGCUGAUGCGCAGCGCCCCGGGGUGGGCGGGUCUGCGCUGCCGACCGGCUCUGCGGAUCCAGGGCCCCUCCGCCCGCCCCCUUCCCCGCCCGCCCCGCCCCGCCCCGCCCCCUGCAGCCUGCGUUUUGAGUAUAUUCCUUCAAAUGAGUUUUCAUUGGCCACACCCUGGGAAUCAGGCCCGGUCGUGGCUGAAAGACGCUGUUUCCCGGGAGAAUUUUCACUGACCUCUCCUCCCAGUCCCGGAAACAAAUUCGGGAAAAGCCCAGAAGCAUUCGCAUCUCUCCUGCUUCUGACACAGCCGCAGGGGUACAGCCGUCCUGACCUUUGGUCGUCCAGGUGAGGAGAGCCCUGGGCUAAGAUUCAGGGGACCCGGGAUCCAAUCCCAAUUCUGCCUCAGGGGGCUGGUGAAACCCGACUCCCCUCCCCUCCCCUUCCAGCCCAUCCCCCCCAUCUGUAGAGUGAGGGACGGACUCCGAAUCUCAGGUCCCCUCUGCUCCAGGGUUUUCUGAUUUAGGAUUCUCUCGAGGCUAACACAGGAAGAUGAAGUUGGCCUCAGUGAGCUCAUUCACGUGCAACCUGGUGACGAUUCCAUGUACAGCCCAAGGACACCAGGCUGCUGCACUUGGUCACAGUCUUCCAAUAUGAUCAUAGUCUUCCAAAAGGACGCUUUGAGAAAGAACACUCACCUUGAUUUGGGAAAUUAACCCCUGGGGUUAACUGCAUCACUGAAAAUGAGAUUGAAUUCAAGAUUUAAAAAAAAAAAAAAAAAAAUAUUUUUUUAGACAAGUUCUUUUUAUAUUACACACACAUUUCAAGAGAAUAUACACAGCCUGAAUAUAUACAGUGUGUGUGAGACACACACAGCACACACAUCUCCACGCACAGCCUGAAUCAGACACUCUUUGCUGUCCUUGGCAGCUUCUCGUCAACCCUCUGUUCCUAACAACCCAAAGAGCAGGGAACUGGAAAAGAAUUUCAGCACAGUACCAUCACUUUCUUCCAAUCUGAAUGUGUUGAUUUCUUGAGCAAAAUUUCAUCACUCUCUCCCUUCUGCAGAUGCAAAAGGAUCUUCCUUCCUGCUGUCUCCAUCUCCCUUUCCCGGAAUUUCUUUUUUCUCUUCUUUUCUGCUCAUUCUCCACCCCUGAAUUGGCCACUAGUUCAAAGAUCCCUUGACUUAAAAUUGCAGGCAUGAUUCCUAUGGCAGAAAUGGGAAUUUGUUCUCCUCACCAGCCAGCUGGUUCUUUGGGUAACAUCUUCAGCCCACACAUCAAAGGAGCUUCCCUUUAUUAUACUUACUUCCCAAAGAACAGAAAUGCACUGUGAUUCAGAAAAUAUUUCUGAGCCCUGACCCCAUCCCCAAAGCAUUUCCAUCCUUCCCCCAAGCCUCCUUUGAAGGAACAUACCUAUCAGUGUGCUAAAAGACAGUUGUUUGUCUUUUGAUUUCAGCAUAUUAUUGCCUGUAUGAAAUAUGUAAGUGUUUUAUAUAUUCUCCUAUUAGUUUCACCUUAUAUUUCAUAUUGUUGAAAGAUCCUUUUUUUUUUCCUUCCAAGGAGUCCUCUUGUAAAAUCUCUUAUGUGAUUAAUCUUUAUGCUAUUACUGUAUAUGACAUUUGGUAAUAAAUAGUAAAUCAUGGACAAUAUGAUUGGUGCAGUCCAGAAUGUAUGUUAAUAAUCUUAUAAAACAUUAUCACAGACAUUAAGC